AUGUCGAACUUGGCAAAGCUCGAAUUUGUUGCACUUGACAUCUCCGGAAAGAACUACCUUUCAUGGAUCAAUGAUGCUGAGGUUCAUCUUGAGGCUAUGAACCUAGGGGAAACCAUUAAGGAAGCCAAUGAGGCAUCCUCUGUGGAUCAAGCGAAAGCCAUGAUUUUUCUCAGACGCCACAUCCAUGAAGGCUUGAAGUGUGAAUACCUUACUAUCAAGGAUCCGUUAGCCCUUUGGGGAAAUCUCAAAAUUAGCUCCAAGUUACGACUUUGUGGAGAAAAUAUAACUGAUGCAGACCUAUUGGAGAAAACUUUCACCACAUUUCAUGCCUCCAAUGUGAACCAUCAGUCCCGUCCAACUCGAUCUGCACCAUUCCAUGAAGUGAAUGCUGCCUUGGCAUCAUCUCAUGAGGCAUAUGCUACCUCAUCACAUGGCGACCGUCGUCGAGGACGUGGUCGUGGUAGGGGUACCCGUAAUGGUCAAGUCCAAAAUAGUAAUAGCCACCGCUUGGGUCCAAGAAAUACCCAAGCAUCUCAUAACCACCAGAAGGUGAUUGAGGAAGCAUGUCAUAGGUGUGGUACAAAUGGGCAUUGGGCACGUGUAUGCCGCACACCAAAAUAUUUGGUUGAUCUUUACCAAGCCUCAAUCAAGGGCAAAGGAAAAAAGGUUGAGACAUAUUGGAUGGAUGCUGAUCCAACAGAGUUAGAACCAGUGGAUGCAACUCACCUUGAUGUCUCAGACUUCUUUGUUGAUACUGAUGGCAAAUCUUUUGAUCCUAUGAUUAGUGAUGGGAUACUCCCCAAUUAA
Messenger RNA from Prunus avium (sweet cherry), 807 nucleotides. Lineage: Eukaryota; Viridiplantae; Streptophyta; Magnoliopsida; Rosales; Rosaceae. The record is from RefSeq and is a predicted model, not a curated record.